AUGCAGAUAUUUAAACCUGAAAUAAAUAAUAAUGGAUGGGAAAUUCUUCCAGAACAUGAACAGGCCGUAACAGAUUGGCAAGAAGAUUAG
Spirodela intermedia is the source of this 90-nucleotide messenger RNA. NCBI's taxonomy places the organism in Eukaryota, Viridiplantae, Streptophyta, Magnoliopsida, Alismatales, Araceae. The record is from the annotation of a GenBank genome assembly.